Nerophis ophidion (straightnose pipefish) is the source of this 1156-nucleotide messenger RNA. Its product is annotated as complement component C8 beta chain-like. The record is from RefSeq and is a predicted model, not a curated record. NCBI's taxonomy places the organism in Eukaryota, Metazoa, Chordata, Actinopteri, Syngnathiformes, Syngnathidae. Gene Ontology annotation, biological process: immune response. Gene Ontology annotation, cellular component: membrane attack complex. The transcript has 2 exons. Bases 37 to 309 code for a protein of 90 amino acids.
CUUAAAUACAACCCGGCAGUCAUCAAGUACGAGACCAUGCCCCUCCACGAGCUAGUGCGCUUCAGCACAGCUUCUGACCACGUAGGAGCGCGACUGGCCUACCUUCAGAGGGGCUUGGAUGAGUACCAGCAGCAGUUCAGUGCCUGCCGCUGCGCCCCCUGCAGGCAUAACGGUGUGCCCGUACUGGCCGCUACUUCCUGCAGCUGCAUCUGCAAGGCCGGCUACCAAGGACUAGCCUGCCAGGACGCCCUGCGACCAGGUCUGUCAAUCACUACAGUAGUCCAGGCUACUUUGUCACCACGUCUGUGAUGGACUAGUAGUCUAGGAUAGUUUGGGACCAGGUCUGUGAUGGACUGAUAGUCUAGGCUACUUUGUGACCAGGUCUGUGAUGGACUAGUUGUCUACAGUAGUUUGUGACCAGGUGUGUGAUGAAGGAGUAGUUUACAGUAGUUUGUGACCAGGUGUGUGAUGAAGGUCGUCUACAGUAGUUUGUGACCAGGUGUGUGAUGAAGGUCGUCUACAGUAGUUUGUGACCAGGUGUGUGAUGAAGGAGUAGUCUACAGUAGUUUGUGACCAGGUGUGUGAUGAAGGAGUAGUUUACAGUAGUUUGUGACCAGGUGUGUGAUGAAGGUCGUCUACAGUAGUUUGUGACCAGGUGUGUGAUGAAGGUCGUCUACAGUAGUUUGUGACCAGGUGUGUGAUGAAGGAGUAGUCUACAGUAGUUUGUGACCAGGUGUGUGAUGAAGGAGUAGUCUACAGUAGUUUGUGACCAGGUGUGUGAUGAAGGAGUAGUCUACAGUAGUUUGUGACCAGGUGUGUGAUGAAGGAGUAGUCUACAGUAGUUUGUGACCAGGUGUGUGAUGAAGGAGUAGUCUACAGUAGUUUGUGACCAGGUGUGUGAUGAAGGUCGUCUACAGUAGUUUGUGACCAGGUGUGUGAUGAAGGUCGUCUACAGUAGUUUGUGACCAGGUGUGUGAUGAAGGAGUAGUCUACAGUAGUUUGUGACCAGGUGUGUGAUGAAGGAGUAGUCUACAGUAGUUUGUGACCAGGUGUGUGAUGAAGGAGUAGUUUACAGGUGUGUGCCUGGCCAGUAACCUAGAAGUAGUCUUUGCCAAUAAGGUGAAAGUCUAGUCUUUGGUUGUGCCCUAGAAAGGUG